Magnolia sinica is the source of this 567-nucleotide messenger RNA. RefSeq lists its product as uncharacterized. Bases 1 to 567 code for a protein of 188 amino acids. NCBI's taxonomy places the organism in Eukaryota, Viridiplantae, Streptophyta, Magnoliopsida, Magnoliales, Magnoliaceae. The transcript is spliced from 3 exons. The record is from RefSeq and is a predicted model, not a curated record.
AUGACACCUCCUCCUGGCCUCUGCUCGUCAUCAACCUCGAAUGUGUUUUAUGUCGACGACAUUGUCAUCACUGAGACUGAUUCUGCCCUCAUUGAUCAACUCAAGCAACAUCUUCAUGAUUCAUUCCAUAUGAAGGAUCUUGGUCCUCUCCGGUAUUUCCUUAGUUUGGAGGUUCAGUCCGAUUCCUCUGGGGACUCCUCUUCAGUCGAUACCCCUUUGGAAGUGAAUGUCAAGUAUCGACAUGAGGAGGGGGAUAUCCUUCCUGAUCCCAUGGUGUUUCGACAAUUAGUUGGUAGUCUCAAUUAUCUCACUAUUACACGGCCUGACAUCUCCUUUGCUAUCCAGCAAGUCAGUCAAUUUCUGCAGUCUCCUCGCCACCUUCAUCUUACCGCAGUCCGCCGAAUUAUUCAAUAUCUCCGGGGUUCCUCUCACCGUGGCUUGUUCUUCUCUACUGGUACUCCUCUUCGCCUUAUGGCUUUAAGUGAUACUGAUUGGGCAGGAUGUCCUGAUACUCGCCGGUCUGUCAUCGGGUGGUGUAUGUUUCUUGGUGAUUCACUUAUCUCUUAG